AUGUGGAAUGAGAUUGACGCAGAAGCCAACGCGAGGAUAGAAGCUAUGCGAGAAACCUUCAGGGAAAAGGCGAGAGCCAUUAAGGAGCAGACAGAAGCUCAGAUUAACUCGCUUCCUGAAGAAGUGGCGCAAAUGCCUGUGGAGGAGUAUCUGAAGCAGAAGAAGCUAUCGCUUGAGGAACUCCUGAUUAUUCAACAGAUCAGCGCAAAGCAGUGA
Molecule: messenger RNA, 216 nt
Organism: Closterium sp. Naga37s-1
Lineage: Eukaryota; Viridiplantae; Streptophyta; Zygnematophyceae; Desmidiales; Closteriaceae
Source: the annotation of a GenBank genome assembly